Molecule: messenger RNA, 502 nt
Organism: Vicia villosa (hairy vetch)
Lineage: Eukaryota; Viridiplantae; Streptophyta; Magnoliopsida; Fabales; Fabaceae
Product: subtilisin inhibitor-like
Exons: 2
Coding region: 99-356 (85 amino acids)
Biological process (GO): response to wounding
Molecular function (GO): serine-type endopeptidase inhibitor activity
Source: RefSeq, a predicted model, not a curated record
UUUAUCUAUAAAUAUCUCAAAAUCCUUUAGAUAUAACCUUCAUACUCUACAUAGCUCACCAAAACCUCUUUUUCAAAGUUUUCUUUUCUUUUCUAUCGAUGGCAGAGGAAAAACAACAAGGAACUAAGUCAACUAACCCUUCCUUGGAACAGCCAAGUUCUGCAAAAACAAGUUGGCCUGAGCUGGUUGGUGUGACUGCAGAUGAAGCUGAGAAGAAGAUAAAGGAAGAGAUGCCUGAGGCUAGAAUUCAAGUGGUGCCUCCUAAUACUCCUGUUACUUAUGAUUACAGACUCGAUCGAGUUCGAUUAUUUGUGGAUGAAUCUAGUAAGGUCAUUGAGACUCCAACCAUUGGCUAAUAUUACAUCAACUCAAUGUCAAGGAGAGGAGAUAUACUAGUAGUUAUGAAGCUUGUGAUGUUGUUUGAAGAAUAAAUGUAAUUUUUUUUUAGUAUGUGUGUGGAACAUGUCUUUUUCUCUUCAAUAAUAUAUCUCCUUCAAAAUUA